This is a messenger RNA of Tachysurus vachellii, 3222 nucleotides long. RefSeq names its product growth arrest-specific 2 like 3 (gene gas2l3). Gene Ontology annotation, biological process: actin crosslink formation. Gene Ontology annotation, molecular function: microtubule binding; actin filament binding; cytoskeletal adaptor activity. The transcript has 9 exons. NCBI's taxonomy places the organism in Eukaryota, Metazoa, Chordata, Actinopteri, Siluriformes, Bagridae. The record is from RefSeq and is a predicted model, not a curated record. Gene Ontology annotation, cellular component: actin filament. Bases 218 to 2185 code for a protein of 655 amino acids.
ACAAACGUUUUCCUAAAGAUGCCGAGCUAAAGAGUGUGUAUAUGUGUGUGUAUGUGUGUGUGAGAGAGAGAUAUAUAUAUGACACUGUAUGUAUAUGUCUCUACGCCGAGAUUCUGUGGACUACAGGAACUGUGUGGCUCGGAUUUCACCCAUAGUCUGAAAUUCCUGAUUUUAUAGUGCUGACUGGAGCAGUGGAGCGUCAGUCUCGAUCGCAGCGAUGGCCGUGCAAGCUAGCCUGCAGGCUUGGUUUGGAGAGAAGUUUGAAUCACCGGUGCAAAGCCUACGCUCACCUCUCACUCCGCGUAUCGGCCCUGGCCUCGCAGACGUUUUCCAGUACGACCAGUGGCUUGCUGUACGACAUGAAGCCUCACUUUUCCCCAUGCAGGAAGACCUCUCCAUCUGGCUCACGGACCUUCUCGGUGAAGAGGUGAAGGCCGAGGACUUCAUGGAGGAGUUGGAUAACGGCGUAAAGCUGUGUCGACUUGCUGAAAUCCUGCAGAGCAAAAUUCCUAACGACUUUCUCCUGGACAAGAGUCGGCGGUAUCCUAUGAAGAAAGUGGCAUUUAAGAAAACCGCUUCUCCAGGGUCAUUUUUCGCCCGGGACAACACGGCGAACUUCCUGUCGUGGUGCCGUCAAAUCGGAGUAGACGACACGUAUUUGUUCGAGUCAGAGGGCUUGGUUCUACACAAGAACCCUCGACAAGUCUGCCUGUGUUUGUUGGAGCUUGGCCGCAUUAUCUCCAAGUACGGGGUUGAACCCCCUGCAUUGGUGAAGCUGGAGAAGGAGAUCGAAUUGGAAGAAUCUCUGCUAAUAGCAGGCGAUCCUGCCCCUCCCAUCAAAACCUUUACCGUGUGCUGCCAACAUGGAGGCCUCCAUCAUGCUGACUCUGACUCAGAUGACCCUCCCUGUAAUUGCUCACAGAGGUUUUCUAUCGAGUACUUGGCAGAGGGACGUUACAGGCUGGGUGAAAAGAUCCUCUUCAUUAGGAUGCUGCAUGGAAAGCAUGUGAUGGUGCGUGUGGGUGGGGGAUGGGACACGCUAAAGGGUUUCCUGAUGAAGAAUGACCCCGAUCGUGUGCUGCAGUUCACCACUCUUGAGCAGAAGAUUCUGGCAUUUCAGAAAGGCUUGUCUGUCCCAGACUCCGUCCUCAGCACACAGACUGCCCAGCCACCCACCAUGGACCCUCUCGCUGCUGUCAACCUUCUCUCAUCCUCCUCAAGCACUUCCUCCUCAACUUCUAUGGCACCCGGUAAACCUAGCACGCCCGCCUCUGGCUCAGUUACGCCACGAGGUGUUGCCCAAUCUCCAGUCUGCACUCCCUCCCUUCUAAGGAAAGCAGCAGCUCCGAAAAAGAAACUUCAAAUGCCCAGUGUCUCUCCCAAGACCCUGGGACCUCUAACACUACAAAAGACCUCUAACACUACAAAAAAGGUACCUUUACUCAAACCUUCACCACCAGUGGUCAUGUCCCAGAAAUUGCCUCUUGCCCUCUCCGACCGGAAGCAACGCCCGCGUGGUGCUCCCUCUCAGCCACGUAGUCCUGUGUGCCCAGAGCCCACCUGCAAACAAGCCAAGCCAUCUUCCACCCUGGUCAGAAGUGCUUCUCAGCGAGACGGCCGGCCACCUCGAGCGCCUCAUCGCACUCGACUUGCCCCGAGACGCCCCUCCUCCCCAGCAGCCACACGUUUGCAAGUGGACACGAAAAAGGGGCGCCCCAUUUCCCCUCGACCAGCAGGCUUGGCAAAGACUCCCAAAGAGACUAAGCCCUUGGUUGCAAAAGGUUCCCAAGAGCCCAAACCUCCAGUAGCAAAAACUCGAGAGGUCAGACCCUCACCAGUGAUUACCAAACCCAGAAGUCAAAUCUCAAUUCCUGCUACACAAGUUUCUAAAUUUCCUCACCCAUCCAGGACCAAAAAUCCAGGAGGACCAUCUGUUACAGGGCCCAGAGCUCCACAGACUGCACAGACACCCAGCACCAAAUCCACACUCACUACAGACAGAAAAGCCCAAAUCAGCAGCAGCAACAGUACCAGUAGUAGUAGGCCUCUCAAAACGAACUCCUCUCAGGUCAAAACGGUUAAACCGCCACCCAGUGCCGCCCAAAAGAAACCAGCAAACCGAACUGUGGCUUCUAAAAAAGCAGAGGAGCCCUACUUUGAGAUGAGCAGUAAAAAGAAGAGGUGAACAUACUGCUAACCUUGAGUGUUUUCCCCCCCUCUGUUGUGCUGGUAGUGGUUUUUGACUUUUUCCCCUUGGUGUAGCACUUUAUGGUACAGGCCCGAGGCAUCAGCCUCACACUAUGAACACAGUUUGUUUAACAGCAAUAUUUCUAGUUUCGGAAGUGUUCAAUUUUUUUUUUUUUUUUUUUUUUACAUGUUUUAUAAUUUAUUUGGUCUAUUUUUAUUUGUGUCAUAAGCGUCCUAUACAGAAAAAAGGGUCAAGAGAUAAAGUCUCUGGUCUAUUUUAAGUAUCUCUUAACCUCGUCAUUGAACAGAGAGAGUCUCAUGUUUGUACCAGCGUAACUUUUACUUUAACCCGAGUAACAUGAAUCACAGUAAUCGAGGCGUUGGAAUUGAAACUGAGUAACACACCAAUCAAGACAUUUCUGAUUCAGUUUAGCAUUCUUGAUGAAAUGACACGUAGAUUUAUAAUACUGUUUAUGGGAAUAUCAUGUGUAAUCCUUUAUGAUAUUCAGGAAUGCAUCUUUGUAUUCAUGUGUGUUAAAAACAAUAAUGGUUAAAGAUUUAGGAGUUAAUUAUCUGUCUGGGUAUUUUCUUAGAAGUAGAAAUUGCAUACUUUUUUUUUUAACAUGAUAAUGUAAACCUAUAGAGAGCUCUUGCAGGUAUCGUGACUAGCCAGUUGCUUUUUUUUAUUUUCUUUUUAUUAGGAACUACCUCUACAAGUGCAUAUAAAUUACCAUGUGUACUGCUGAUUGAGUGAAGCUCAUACUGAUCAAAAUUAAUGUCAGAAUUACUGGUUUUCUUUUUUUUAAAUUAUUUACAGCACAAACCAAACCUGUGUUUUUUUUUUUUUUGUUUUUUUUUUAAACUUGCCUAUACUUUAUAUUUGUUGUCUUGUGUCCAGAUGUGAAUGUCUGAUUCUUUCUGUAAAUAUUUAUAUUACAGCACUUUACACGGGUUAUUUUAAAAUGUAGACUUUCUUUAACAUCCUGUAAAUUGUGACCAUAAAUUUUUCUGUCUAAUAAAAAUACCUUUGAUUAA